AUGGCCGAACAAACUUAUGAGCCGAAAGCCUCUGUUGGAGGCCACACCCUCGCGAGAGCUAAUCUCGACGAUGUCCCGGCGAUCCAGUCCAUGACCAGGGCGGCUUAUUCCAAGUACAUCGACCGCAUCGGCAAGGAGCCGGCGCCCAUGAAGGCCGACUACAACGAGCUGAUCAAAACGCAACUGGUCUACGUGCUCCGAAACGACAAGACAAACGAGGCAGUCGGCGCCAUUCUCCUGCGACACGACCCCGCGACGAAAGCACUCCACGUAAACAAUCUAGUCGUCGCCCCGGAUGCCCAGGGGCGCGGAUACGGACGAGUUCUCAUGAGGUGUGCCGAGGACGUGGCCAGAGUUUGCCGGUGCACGAACCUUCAGCUUUACACCAACGUCAAAAUGUUUGAGAAUCUCGCCUUGUAUCCUAAACUGGGCUUCGUCGAGACGGAAAGGAAGACGGAGGAUGGGUACGAGAGGGUCUUCUUCCGCAGGGACUUGGAGGAGGGAGUUCUGAGGCACUGA
Messenger RNA from Colletotrichum higginsianum IMI 349063, 519 nucleotides. RefSeq names its product Acetyltransferase. Lineage: Eukaryota; Fungi; Ascomycota; Sordariomycetes; Glomerellales; Glomerellaceae. The record is from RefSeq and is a predicted model, not a curated record. Gene Ontology annotation, molecular function: acyltransferase activity, transferring groups other than amino-acyl groups. The coding region runs from base 1 to 519 and encodes 172 amino acids. The transcript has a single exon.